This is a messenger RNA of Phyllostomus discolor (pale spear-nosed bat), 3313 nucleotides long. It is a transcript of the gene INTS6, whose product is annotated as integrator complex subunit 6. The record is from RefSeq and is a predicted model, not a curated record. Gene Ontology annotation, biological process: snRNA 3'-end processing. Gene Ontology annotation, cellular component: integrator complex. Lineage: Eukaryota; Metazoa; Chordata; Mammalia; Chiroptera; Phyllostomidae. The coding region runs from base 644 to 2773 and encodes 709 amino acids. The transcript is spliced from 15 exons.
GGUUGUCUGUAAGUGCCUUUGUUAUGCUUGCUUAGCUGUGUUCCACAGUUAUUUUUACGUCAUUUCCACUUUCAGUUCUUUCCCGGUGUUAUACAAUAGAUUUAAAAAAUUUUAAACUUGUAUAUUAGGAAUAGACUAUGCAGUGACUGGAAGGUAUUUUGACGCUGUGAUUUUUACACCCAGGCAAGGCUACAUUUUGAUCUAGACAAGGCUGUUUUGGUUUAUUUUUCCCCACGCUCUGUCUUUUCAGGUUGAAUUACUGAUUUUCCCCCCUCUGUUUUGUUUGUUGUGGUUUUGAUGUUCUUUUUCCUUUCAGCUAAAGGAGCAGCCCAGUGGUUUUCGAGAAGUGCCAAAGUGCACUGACUGUCCCACGUGACUGGUGCCUCAGGGAGGGUCGUGGUUCCUGGAUCCAGGACCGACCUGAUCCUGGAUGUCACUUCAAGCAGGCAGAUCGUGGGGAAAAGCCUUGUCUGAUGGCUAGCCUUCCUCAAAACUCUGGUGCUAGUCAUCUCGGAGGGCCUCAGAGAAAGCCUUGAAGCUCCACUUACCUCUUAAUUCUCCUUUGCCUGGGAGUGAGCUGACCAAGGAACCUUUCCGCUGGGAUCAGAGACUCUUCGCGCUGGUGUUGCGCCUGCCGGGCACCAUGUCUGUGGAGUCGGAGCAGCUGACCGGCGUGCCCCUAGAUGACUCUGCGAUCACACCCAUGUGCGAAGUGACAGGCGGCCGCUCAUACUCCGUGUGUUCUCCGAGAAUGCUUAAUCAGUGUCUGGAGUCCUUGGUGCAGAAGGUGCAAAGUGGGGUGGUCAUAAACUUCGAAAAGGCAGGACCGGAUCCUUCCCCGGUAGAAGAUGGGCAGCCAGAUAUAUCAAGACCUUUCGGAUCCCAGCCUUGGCAUAGCUGUCACAAACUCAUAUAUGUCAGACCAAAUCCUAAAACGGGGGUUCCUAUAGGUCAUUGGCCGGUUCCAGAGUCUUUUUGGCCAGAUCAGAAUUCACCAACAUUACCACCUCGUACGUCUCAUCCCAUAGUGAAGUUUUCCUGUACAGACUGUGAACCGAUGGUUAUUGACAAAUUGCCUUUUGACAAAUACGAGUUGGAACCUUCCCCCCUGACUCAGUUUAUCCUGGAAAGGAAAUCUCCUCAAACGUGCUGGCAGGUAUAUGUGAGCAAUAGUGCGAAAUACAGUGAACUGGGUCACCCGUUUGGUUACUUGAAAGCCAGUACAGCGCUGAACUGUGUCAACCUCUUUGUGAUGCCUUACAAUUACCCUGUCCUCCUUCCCCUUUUAGAUGACUUGUUUAAAGUGCAUAAAGCAAAACCAACACUGAAAUGGAGACAGUCGUUUGAAAGUUAUUUGAAGACAAUGCCUCCCUACUACCUUGGGCCUUUGAAGAAAGCUGUUCGAAUGAUGGGGGCACCCAACCUCAUAGCAGACAGCAUGGAGUACGGCCUCAGCUACAGUGUCAUUUCAUACCUCAAAAAACUGAGUCAGCAGGCCAAAAUAGAAUCUGAUCGAGUCAUCGGGUCUGUGGGCAAGAAAGUGGUGCAGGAAACUGGAAUUAAAGUCCGAAGCCGGUCGCACGGUUUGUCGAUGGCCUACAGGAAAGAUUUUCAGCAGCUGCUGCAGGGGAUUUCAGAGGACGUCCCUCACAGGCUGCUGGACCUGAACAUGAAAGAAUACACUGGGUUCCAGGUUGCUCUGCUCAACAAGGACUUAAAGCCACAGACAUUCAGAAAUGCAUACGACAUACCAAGACGGAAUCUUUUGGAUCACUUGACAAGAAUGAGAUUUAAUCUGAUGAAGAGCACCCGCAGGUUUCUUAAAGGGCAGGAUGAAGAUCAAGUGCACAGCGUUCCUAUAGCACAGAUGGGGAACUACCAGGAAUACCUCAAGCAAGUACCUUCUCCGCUGAGGGAGCUCGAUCCUGAUCAGCCUCGAAGGUUGCAUACAUUUGGCAACCCCUUUAAGCUGGAUAAAAAGGGUAUGAUGAUAGACGAAGCCGACGAGUUUGUGGCCGGACCGCAGAAUAAACACAAACGGCCCGGAGAGCCCAACAUGCAGGGGAUCCCCAAACGGCGCCGCUGCAUGUCCCCGCUGCUGCGAGGCCGGCAGCAGAACCCGGUCGUGAACAACCACAUCGGGGGGAAAGGGCCGCCCGCCCCCGCGGCCCAGGCACAGCCAGACCUCGUCAAACCCCUCCCUCUUCAUAAAAUUCCAGAAGCUAGUAACGACUCGACAGUAGACGACGUGGUUGAGAAUCACGUGGCCGACCAACUCUCAUCGGACGCCACAGCAAAUGCUAUGGAUGCUGAGUUUGCAGCAUCUUCCCCAGCCGGUUUACUGGAGCGGCCGACCAACCACACGGAGGCCCUCGGUCACGAUCAUUUAGGAACUAACGACCUCGCCGUCGGCGGGUUUUUGGAAAAUCACGAGGAGCCGAGGAGUAAAGUCCAGUGCCCCGAAGAGAACGCGCCGGCCUCCUCGCUCAGCAAGGGGAAGAAGCUGGGGCACUGCCGGAGCCACGAGGAGGUCAACACUGAACUCAAAGCACAGAUAAUGAAAGAGAUUCGGAAGCCAGGAAGAAAAUACGAAAGAAUCUUCACUUUACUGAAGCACGUGCAAGGCAGUUUACAAACAAGACUAAUAUUUUUACAAAACGUCAUUAAAGAAGCAUCCAGGUUUAAAAAAAGAAUGCUAAUAGAACAACUGGAGAACUUCCUGGAUGAAAUUCAUCGAAGAGCCAAUCAGAUCAACCAUAUUAAUAGCAAUUAAAAGGAAACAGAAUGUGGCCACUUAUUUCACUAUAUCUUCUCCAAAUACAAAGUAAAUACAAGACUGUUGUGAUUUUGCAUUCAUUUUUUGACAUGCAUUGUUGGCUAUUUGAGAUACUAAGAGCAAGUCUGCAGAUCCUUUUCUCAUCAUUUUACAGUGACCUUUUCUUCAUUUUUGUUUAUUUUUGUAAUGUGAAAAGUAUCACUCUAAAAAAAUUUUUAUUUAACAAACUAAAAAUAUUCCUCCAAAUCUCUUGCUUGUCAUUGACUCUUGCGUGUCAAUUUCCCUCAGGUUCUAUUUUCUUAAACCAACCUUUAAAAUUGUCACCUCUGUUAAGGUUGAACUUUGCCAAAAAAAAAAAAUAAAAAAGAAGUUACUUUGUAAUUUUUGGGGAAAAAAGCACAUACAUUAAAACUAGGUAAUGUUUUGUAUAUACAGUUAUUUUGGAUAUAUUAUUGUAAGUUGUACAAAUGUAUUUUGAAGAAUAUUUAAGAAAAGCACUUUUGUUAUUCCAUCAAUAAAUGCUCUAUUUUACUCUUG